Bactrocera oleae (olive fruit fly) is the source of this 8969-nucleotide messenger RNA. NCBI's taxonomy places the organism in Eukaryota, Metazoa, Arthropoda, Insecta, Diptera, Tephritidae. The record is from RefSeq and is a predicted model, not a curated record.
AAAAAUUUAUUUUUAUUAAACAAAAAAAAUUUUAUCUCAAGCAUAUAAUUAAGAAUUAAAAAAAUGAAUUUCUUUUACACUUAACGUUUUCGCGUUCAUUCAAAUCAAAAUAUAAUAUUUUCAAUUUUUAAUCCCAAACAUCGGCAUUAAAAAAUGAAAAUUUAAUGUUUAAUCGCACCAUCGGAAUUAAUAAAAAAUUGAAAAUAUAAUUUUUAAUCCUAACAUCAGGAUUAAAAUAUAAAAUUUUAAUAUUUAUUCCGAAAUUCGCAACCCUGGUAAUGUUGGUAAUGGUUGUGUACCGUUAAAAAGUCUGUUAAUCAGGGGUGUUGUGGAAUCCAAGCCAGAUUUGCAUAGUUGUCAGCAUUACAGACAAAUUCUGAUUUUCAAUGGUGUCACAGAAUCUGAUAGGAUUUUCGUCUUUUCGAACAUAUGCAAAACCAAUAUUCGAAUCAUCUGUUUACUAUUGUGACAAAACUUGCAAAUGGAUAAAUUUGGAGGUGUUUGAUAAAUUUGAAAUACCGAAUAAAGUCUACUAAAGUUUACAAUGAGGUCCGCUAUUAUAGCUUUUAAUUUAUUGGAAGAAAAAAAUAACGAACAAAUUAAAGGGAAGAUUUUAAAAGAUCAAAGUAAUCCUCUUGAUGCACUAGGGGAGUCGCAUGGGAAUUUUGGCUUGCAUUUACUUGUAUGCUUGUAUACAUGUUUACUUUAUAGAUUUAUAUAACAUUUAUCGACUGAAUAAAGACGCAUUUAGGUGUUAAAUAACGUUUUGUAAAUCCUCUUAACAUAUCUGGAUUUUGUUGCAUAAACUCAUUAAUUAUGACAUUUUGUGUUUUAUUCUUAUGCUUUUCCCUAUAGAAAUAACGAUAAAUUAAAUCGUAACAAUAAUACAAAUUAUUUUCUUAACUUACACUUCAAGUCUGUCAACGAAUACCCUUUUGCUUUGUUUCUGAUAACAAAACCGAUAAAAUUGGUUUCCGUGACAUCCAAAACCGAUAAAAUUUCUGUUUCGAACGUCAAACCAAUUAUAUCUGAAUUCAUGACACCUACUAUUUACAUAUUCUUAUCGGUUUCAAUUCUGAUUCCGACAGCUAUCAGAUUCUGCAACACCCGUGUAUAUGUGUUAUAAGAUAAAUAUAAAAGUGUAUGCAAGUUAUAUAGAAGUAAAUCCUAAAAAAAGGCCUUUGCUAUUGCAAAUAUUUCAAUGGGGUAGGGCUGGGGUCAGUUCCGGUUACGUAGGCCCAACUGUCGUGGGAACGGUUUAAGAGGGGCAUGUAAAGAGGUGGUAAGUGUCAUGCGGGAAUCCCUUGCAUGCAAAACAAAGAUUCAGUAUGUCGGGCUCGAUUUUGGAUAAGUAGGAGUCUAACCUACUCUAGUAUAUAGAACUAAGUUUUGAGAGAUUCACAGUUGAAGAUAGUUCCAUUCUAAUUUUUCGCGCCAUAGCAAUAGUUUUUGGUAUUUACCAUGGUACUUGAAAAAUAAAUUCUUAUUCCUCCUAUACCAUAAGUCUUCUAUACUAUAAUCGGAGAAAAAAUACCGGUCGAAUUUUAUUAGAUCUUAUCUAAGAUGUUCACAAAAAAGUGAAAACCUCAAGUUGAAUCCUAACAGUGCCAUCAUUUCUGUUCACAAAACUACUUAUUGUCAGGAAGAUUAUGUUUCAAAUUACUGUAACUUAUUAAUAGUCAAUGUUUUUAUACAAAAGUCAAGAUACAAAUUGCUCUCAGAAUAUCUCAAAAACAUAUAGUUUUCAAACAAAUAAUUUUUGUUUUUUAUUUCUCUUCUACAAUAUCUUAAGUUAGACUUUAUUUAUUUUACUGUAAUUUUAUUUCAGUUUAUAUAUUAAUACAUAACAUUUUCAAAUAUUUUUUAAGUUCAUUUUGUAUUAGAAAAAUAAAUGUUUGAAUAAUACAAUUUAUUGUAAUGUAGUUUGUAUUGAUUACAUAUACAUAUGUAUGUAUGUUUAUGUAUGAUUUGUCAAAUCUGUUCUGAGAAAUACUCUGUUAUAACCAGAGACCGUAUUUAUUAUAAGUUUUAUAUUAAAAAUCACGUAAUAAUGGUUAUACAUUGAGUUUUACGAUUUUCUUCACCGAUAUUGAUUAAUUUAACUUUAUCAUAAAUAAUUAAUAUUUUUGAGCAAAAAAAAAAAAAUAAAAAAUGAAAAUUACCAAUAAUCAUUAUUUUUGAGCAAAAAAAAUAAAAAUAAUCAAAAAAUUUGUGAUUUUUAUAAUAUUUUUAUUAUAUUAUUUUUUUUGCUGAAAAGAAAAACUCAAUUUUGAUCACAGGUUUCUUACGGAGUCUUCUGCUAACUUCGUUGCAUAUCCUUUUAGAACAAAAGUAUAUCUUCCUUUUCUUUAUUUUGUUAAUAACACAAUAAUUGAUGAACUCGUUGCAGCUGUAUUUGCUGACAGAAAUUAUUUUUUGAAUAACUUUCAUGUUUUCGAUCCAAGCUCAAUAAUUAUGCUUUAUAUUAUUUUUUAUAAUUUUUGCAGGGGCGUUGCAAUACAGUAACAUAAAUUUUAUCCCCCCAUGCAACAAAGUUAGCCAAAACUUUUAUAAGAAACCUGUGAUCUAAAAAUGAGUUAUUUUGACUAAAAAAUUGUAUUCUAUCAAUUUGUGAUUUUUUUUUUUUUUUUUUGCUCAAAAAUAAUAAUUAUUUAUGAUUUAAUGUAAAUUUAAUUAAAAUUAAUCACUAUUGUUGAAGAAAAUCAUAAUAAAUUGAAAUAAAAACAUCAUCAUGGAAAUGCUAAGAUUGUCGAAAAAGUAUUAAUCUGGUUAUCGUUAUCUAUUUUUGCCGAUUUUUUUUGUCGAUUCUCAGUGCUUGAUUUUUCAUUUAAAAAUCGCAACAAUAAUAUUUAUGCUCCCUGAUUAUAAUAAUAGUAAAUACUCUAUAACAGUUAUGCCGAUUAAUUGAUUGAUUGACUAAUAGUUUAUGAUGAUUGAAAGGAAGUUUGUAUAUGGUAUAUGAUUUACUGUUUAAUCAUUGUUUUGACAGCUCCCUCUCCUUUGUACUACUAUGUAUUUUUCCAGAAACUUUUUUUUUGUAAUUACAUUUCGACAUAGAGGCUGUUAUUGUGGUAAAAUUCAUAGUUUUUGAUAAUUCCUUUGAUGCAAUAUUUAUACAUAUUUUUAAAGAAAAAUUGUAUUUAAAUUCCUUUAAACAUUCCUUUUAUUUUCAAAUACAUAUAUACAGAUUUUCCAACUGCGCGCUAUUGUUGCUCACUCACUUUUGUUGUUUAGCCUGCAUUUUUUGCGCUGCGUGCAUUAACCCCAAAAAAUGGAGCUUUUCAUGUUACGUAUACCACAUAGUGGCCACAAGUGGGGAAAAGAAAGGAAGCGAGUAAAAAAAAAAAAGAAAUUAAAUGUGCAUUUGCUUGCUAAGUACGCAUAUCCAUGCAUACCAUAUGUGUAUGUAUAUUUGUAUAUACCGCAUACAUCUCUUUGUAUACGUAUAUAUGGUACUACAGGGAAUGUGUAUGCAUUAUGCCCGAGAAAAAAUUGCAUAUCAAAUUGAAUUAUAUAAAUUUAUUUGUUGCAUUCUAUUUAAUUUCAUUUUCGCUGUGGACUCGUCAGUUUGCCAACAGAAAAGAGAUAACUUUGUUGGAUUGUGGAGAAUUCAGCAAAAAAAAAAAAAAAAAAAAAAUUUAAAGAAGAUUAAAAUGCAAAAAGGGAAACAGUGAAAGAGUCCUUUUAAAUAAGAAAAAUGUCAGUUAAAUCAAUGAAAAAUAUUAUGAACCGAAGUGAAGAGAGAGAAAUAAUAUCUGCAAAGAGCAAACUGUUUUACGGGGAAAUUUAACAGAAGGACGAGGGCAAUUUACUAACAAUUAUAAAAAAAUGUUAUUUCGGCUGCACCGAUAAUACCCUUCACAGGGGUAUUUUUUAUAUCAUAAAAGGGUAUAAAAAGAUCUUUAUCUUAAUUUUGAUCGGUCAAUUUGAAUCGUAGCUAUGUAUAUACAUAUAUGCUAUAGUGGCCCGAUCUGAACAAUAUGUUCGAAAAUUUAAUCGAUUCUUUUGAUAAUAAUACUAGUUUAUAGUUUUGCGGUUGCUAAAAUCGAAAAUGAUAGUAAAAAUUUACUAACAUGUAAAAUUUUUUGGGGUGUAGGGGUUGAACAACCAACAUAUAAAUGACAAAUGACCAAAAAACCUCAAAUAACACCACAGAUUUGUUGAAUAGUGUAAUCUCGUGAAGAUACCUUGUCAAAUAAAAAAGUUUUCCAAACAAGAACUUGAUUUUGAUCGAUACAUUUACAAUGGUAACUAAAUGCUAUAGUGGUCCAAUCUGAAUAAUUUGCUCGGAGGUUGUACCGCUAUUUUGAACAAUAGUCCAUUCAAAAUUGUUUAAUAAAAAAUUUGUCAAUACAAGAAAUUGAUUUUGAUCGAUUAGUUGUCCGAUACCAGCGGUUUCGACAAUUGAGGGAUCACUUGGUGAGAAAUUUACGUGUACAAAAAAUCAAAUCUAUAACUCAAUAAUUGAGGUACUGGCUCGCGUAUAUACAGACGGAUGUACCCUAUACAUGUUGUUGUAAUACCCUGUACAUGGUAUAAUUCGGCUCGAUAGCACGGUAAUGACCUACCGUCUUACAAUAUGACAUAAGGUAGACAGAUAUUCGAAAUAUUUAAAAUUAAAAUUCUUUACCGCCCAAUCAUAAUCCUUUCUAACUUUAUUAUAUUCCUUUCUAACUUUAUUAAAUUCUCUUAUAUGAAUUUUGACCACCUACAAUGAUAAUUGUUUCAAUUUUCAUACUCGCUAUACUUUUGAGUAAAUUUCAUCAUUGGGUUUGUUGGGUUCUCCUGUUAUUUUGAACGAAUGGCAGCAGCAGUCAAAUCUAUUAUAUUUUUUAUUUUUUCUACUUUACAAUGCUUGUGUGCAGCCUUAUUCCUCUUAACAAGCUCGCGAAACGACGAAUUGUCAAAGGUUGACUGCAUUAACCGCUCUCAACUCGAACGACCGACCAACCGACCGCCUGUCUGCAGCACAGCUGCUGCAAAAGCACCUUUAACUCUCCAAACGGCCACGUUAAGUUUGUUUGAGUUUGCUGGAGCCGAAAGUAAUAGAAUAUAACCAUGUCUAUAACAUUGAUGAAGCCUAUAGUAACACGAUGAUGAUGCGGAUAAUGGUGAUCAACAUUAUUAUGGCAUUGUUAUUGAUGCUGUUGCCGCAUUGAGCCGACUGCAAAGCAGAAAUUGUAAAACGGGAAGCAAUCACGCAGCAACGUUUAAAUAAAGCACAGGUGGUAAAGGGAGUCGUCACCAUGCCAUGGCAGGUUGGAUGCUCUAAAACCGUUUUCGGCUGCAACAAAAAUAAAGCAAAAUACGCUGAAAAUUCGCCCAAAAGUGCAGCGAGAGCAUAAAAAUGAGAGAGCAAAGUCGCAUAGGUGGAUGUUUAAGAUGCUCAUGAGGACAAUACAAAGCCAAGGUAUGCUGGCUGUGGUUGGAGAAGUUGACAUUGUUCAUUGUUGCUGUACACAGUACACACUACAUUAGUAUUAAAUGGAGACUUCGUUGCUACUGCUGCUUGCUAAUACUGUUGUUCCUGUGCUUAAAAAUAUAGAAUAGUUGUUGGUAGUUACUUAAGGUGGUGUAGGAAACGUAAACGACACGAAAUCAUGACGACGGCGACCUGCGAUGACUCCCGACCGACAAUAUGACGACGACAAGAGCAAAACGAACAUCAGACACGACAUUCGCGAACUUGCUAGAGAAGCUGAGCUGUGUAUGCGUGUGCCUGUGGAGAAGUGGAAAUGGAGCUUGCUGGCUGCACGCUGCGCAGCCUUUUCAACGGUCGACAGCGCACGCACACAACUACAAUGAUUACAAAGGCUGUGCUUUUAAUACAGCUUUGCCUGCUAUACCUAUGAUGCUGGCUGGAUUGCUGUUUUGCAGCGCUGGCUGGACCCCAAUAGUGAGACAGCGGCUGCUGCUGCUGCUACUGCUGCUGUCUGCUUAUAUGACUGCCUUUACCUUUUUGCCUGAUGUGCCUGGCUAGCGAUUCAGUCGAUUGGUUGGUUGGCUGGUUAGUUCCUUGCUCGUUUGCUCGUACGUCUGCUCAGUCGCCUAUUCGUGCGGUCGCCGACUCUCGACAGUGUGACGGUAAGCGAAGAUGAUGAUGCGGAACGCAAUUUUCGCUUUGCGGCAGUUGGCGGUUUUGCAGUUUAACUUUGGCACUUGCUCGUUACGAAAGGAAUCGGUAUCAUCUUAAAUUUCCAAUUUUUUUUUUAACAUUAGCAAAUUUUGCUUGCUGCUUGCUUAUCUCCUUGGCCUGUUGGCUGGAUUUUCAAAACCGAUGUGCUAGUGUAGUUUGGCGUUUUGCACGCGUGGUGCCUGCUUUCAUACAAUACUACUGACUGAUGAGACUUGAGCGUGAUUAAAACAAGAAAAAAAAAACGAAAUUUUGUGGUGUAGAUACCUACCAACAACAACAGUAGAUGAAAUACAAAAUGGUACACUUUUCGGUGUUAAGUUUAGUUUUUUUUUCGCUUCGUAAUGUCGAAGUUGUACCGUUGCGUGGAUUGACUUUGUGGUCGGAAAGAAAUUAUAAGACUUGAACAAAACCACACGAUUAAUACAGCUUAUACAUAAACUGCAAUUAUAGUAAAUUGUGUGGAAAAACGACAAGAUUAGCUGGGAAAGUUAAUAACGGUACACAAUAUUUGCGUAAAAACAAAUAAUUUUUAACAAAAUGGAGCAAAGCCGGUGGUUAUUUAAUUGGCAGCCGAAGCAUCAUUCCAAACUGAUAGCCACAACCAUACAACGUAGAACGACGACAGCAUCGGCGGUGACAGUGACGCUGACGGCGCAUGCAGACGACAUGCCGUUGUCGACAAUUAUGCAGCAACAACCAUAAGGCGUAUUACGAACGUUAGUCAUAGGCCAGCAAAAUACCAAAGAAGGCAACGGCACGGCACGGCAGAAGAAAAAGUUUCAAAGCCAAACAAGCCAACAUACCUUGAUAAGUAUUAGAAGCGUUAAGCGUAAUUUGGUGAAAGGCAAGGAAGACGACAACGCCGCACACAACCCGCUAACAUGUCCGCUUCACUAAUGCCUUUGUCUGAGUCGCAAAAAGUGGAUGGCAAUGGAGAUGGUGGCGCUCGCGAGUUCGUCGAAGGUUGGACACUUGCGCAAACACUUGGCGAGGGUGCCUACGGCGAAGUAAAAUUGUUGAUUAAUCGUCAAACCGGCGAAGCUGUUGCCAUGAAAAUGGUUGAUCUGAAAAAGCAUCCGGAUGCUAUGCUCUCCGUACGCAAAGAAGUUUGCAUACAAAAAUUGCUACAAGAUAAACACAUUCUGCGCUAUUUUGGCAAGCGUUCGCACGAUGAUGUCGAGUAUUUGUUUUUGGAGUAUGCAGCCGGCGGUGAAUUAUUUGACAGAAUUGAACCCGAUGUCGGCAUGGCACAACAUGAAGCGCAAAGAUAUUUCCUGCAGCUGCUUUCCGGCGUACAAUAUUUGCAUCAACAUGGCAUAGCGCAUCGUGAUUUGAAGCCGGAAAACCUUUUGCUAGACGAACAUGAUAAUAUAAAAAUAUCGGAUUUCGGCAUGGCGACAAUGUUUAGAUACAAAGGCAAAGAACGCUUGCUGGACACCCGCUGCGGCACUUUACCAUAUGUAGCGCCCGAAGUACUUGUAAAACCCUACCACGCACAACCCGCCGAUAUCUGGUCCUGCGGCAUUAUACUGGUCACAAUGCUGGCUGGUGAACUGGCCUGGGAUCAGCCAUCCACCAAUUGUCAAGAGUUCAAAAACUGGACUGACAAUGAACGCUGGUCAACACAGACGCCUUGGAGCAAAUUGGACACAUUGGCAAUAUCGUUGCUGCGCAAAGUUUUGGCCACAAAUCCUACAUACCGACUGUCACUAGAGAAAAUACUCGACCACAAAUGGUGUAACAUGCAAUUCAAUGAGAAUGAACAUUCACACGAUCUCGUUGACUCGGCAGCUGCGCUCGAUAUACACUCACCGAAAGCAAAACGUUCACGACAGCAUUCGAGCAAACAUCGUCUCACCAAUCAUUUCGUCGAUGACACGAUAUCGCGUAAUUACUGCUCACAACCGAUGCCCACGAUACCGUUAGAUUUGACAGACGGUGGCAGCGCAGCCGAUGGUGCCAAUAACAAUCCCGCCGCCGCACAGGAGGCGCGCAUCAAUUUCUGUUUCUCACAACCUGCCCUACUGGACGAUUUGCUGGUUUGCACGCAAAUGAAUCAAACACAAUCGGCAUCGCAGAAUGUCUUCCAUCGUUUGGUGCGUCGUAUGACGCGCUUCUUUGUCACAACACGUUGGGAUGACACCGUAAAACGUUUGGUCGCGACCAUCGAUCGUUUGGGUUUCGCUUGCAAAGUGGGCGAUGGUGGUGUGGUCACCAUAUCAACGAUUGAUCGCCGAAAACUGCGUUUGGUUUUCAAGGCGUACAUUAUUGAGAUGGAUGGCAAAAUUCUGGUCGAUUUCCGUUUGUCCAAAGGUUGUGGUUUAGAGUUUAAGCGUCGCUUUAUUAAAAUCAAAGAAUCACUAGAAGACAUUGUGUUGCGUGGACCGACAACGUGGCCCAUAGCGAUAGCGACAAAUGCUGUGCCUUAAAAAGUAUACGUUUUAUAUGUUCGAAGGCGUUUUGAAGUUGUACAAUGACUGGCAGUUACAAUGCAAUUGCCAAAUAUAUAUUUUUUACACUAUCUAAUUAAUCCAAAGUAAAUUUCCUACAGAAAUGUAUACAAAGAAAAUAUGUAUUCUCUAAUUUAGUGUUAUCAACUAUUCAUAUGUCUUUUUGCAUUAUUAUUGUUUUGGUAUUCAUAUAUUCUCAUUGAAUUUCACAUAUAGUUUUAGUAAUUGACUUAGUUUCUUUUUUGGCUGUAUUAAUUUAUUAGAAAACACAAAUCAGACGAAUGUUAAUAUACAGAUUUUAUGGAAAUCUUAGUUAAAUAUAAAAAAGACUGCUGAAAUAACAGCAAAUGGAAAGUUAAAUAAAAAUGUUUUUAUUUGUUUUU